GGGCGGGGCCUGCCCGGCCGCCGAGUCCUGCGCGAGACCACGGGGAUGUGGACAGAAGGCCCGCGCAGGCCCCGGGUGGGCUCGGAGUGACCAGCGGGGCCAUGGCCCGGGGGCCGGAGGAUGAACGGACCUUCCUGGAAGCCUUCCUGCGGGAGUUCCCCGCUCCGCCCGGCCCGGGGGGCCCCCUGCCCGGGAAGCUCCGGGAUGCCCGCGUGGCCCCCGACGAGGUGGAGGGCGUCCUGGUGGAGCUGGCGCUGACCGUACUGGGCAGCAGGGACGCCCCGCCGCGCCUCGCCGCGUCGCUGACCCGGGCCGCCGUCGACCAGCUGACGCCGGCAGAUCCGGCCGCCGAGGAGCCCCCCGAGCCGGACCCCGACGACCGCGUCCUGCUGGAGGCCGGACCGCUGCAAGCCCGCUUCCUGAGCAAGCUGUGGGACGUGUGUCGCCAGUGGCGGGCCCCGGGGCCCCCGGCCGCCCCGGGCCGGCCCCUGCCCAUCUCCGUCCACGCCAUCCGCAACUCCCGCCGCAAGAUGGAGGACCGGCACGUGGCCCUGCCCGCCUUCAACCAGCUCUUCGGCUUGGCGGACGAGCCGGAGCGCGCUUACUUGGCCGUGUUCGACGGGCACGGGGGCGCGGACGCCGCCGACUUUGCCGCCGCCCAGCUGCACGUCCACCUUGCCAGGCACCCGGAUUUGGGCACCGACCCGGCCGGGGCCCUGCGGGCCGCCUUCCGCCUCACCGACGACAUGUUCCUCCGGAAAGCCAAGCGGGAGGGCCUGCGGAGCGGCAGCACGGGGGUCUGUGCCCUGUUGGCGGGCCCCGCGGUCCACGUGGCUUGGCUGGGCGACUCGCAGGUGGUCCUCGUGCGGCGCGGGGAGGCCCUGACGCUCAUGGAGCCGCACAGGCCGGAGAGGCAGGACGAGAAGGAGCGCGUCGAGGCCCUCGGGGGCUUCGUGUCGUACGUGGACUGCUGGAGGGUCAACGGGACGCUGGCCGUGUCCAGGGCCAUCGGGGACGCGUCCCAGAAGCCGUACGUGUCCGGCGAGGCGGACAGCGCGACGCGGGAGCUGAGCGGCUCCGAGGACUACCUCCUCCUGGCCUGCGACGGCUUCUUCGACGCCGUCGAGCCCCAAGAGGCCGCCGAGCUGGUCCGCCGGCACCUGGCCACGAGCGGAGGCGCGGAGGCCGGCGUGGCCGAGGGCCUGGUGGCCGCCGCCCGGGAGGGCGGCUCCGGCGACAACAUCACGGUGCUGGUGGCGUUCCUCCGCGACCCCCGCGACCUCCUGGCCGGCGGGGAGCCGGGGGAGGCGCCGGUGGUGUUCCCCGGCCCGAGCCCUCCAUGAGGGCCGCCGCGGGCCCGGGGUCAUCGAGGCGGGUGGUGGGGGGAGAGGGGGUCACGACCCGCGGUCGGC
Messenger RNA from Tachyglossus aculeatus (Australian echidna), 1412 nucleotides. RefSeq names its product protein phosphatase, Mg2+/Mn2+ dependent 1F (gene PPM1F). Gene Ontology annotation, biological process: protein dephosphorylation; negative regulation of protein kinase activity. The coding region runs from base 102 to 1343 and encodes 413 amino acids. NCBI's taxonomy places the organism in Eukaryota, Metazoa, Chordata, Mammalia, Monotremata, Tachyglossidae. The transcript is spliced from 8 exons. Gene Ontology annotation, cellular component: cytosol. The record is from RefSeq and is a predicted model, not a curated record. Gene Ontology annotation, molecular function: cation binding; protein serine/threonine phosphatase activity.